CACAAACGCAACGCACGCGGCAGCGGAAAAUCGAAAAAGCCAGUUGCCAGCCAGACAGCCGACAAGCGAUGAAGUGAAAAGUCGCUGUUGUUUUUGGUCCUUGCUUGCCUGCUUCAGUUAGCCGUGUAUCCUCGAACAGUACGAACGUGUGUCCUGUCGAACGGAUUUCGAGUUUUUGUAUCAACCACCAAAAGACGUAAUUGUUGGCGCGGUCUCAAAGCGAAAACAUUUCGAAAUAAUUAGAAUAAAGCAAGUCAAAGGAAUCCCUUUUAAAUUUGGCUAACGGGCAACGAAUUCGCGUGGAUUUCGUAAAAAUGAGAAAAUGACAGCAAAACGUGAUAAGGAUUACUCGAAAAAUAAAUCAGCACCUGGCAUCGGAUUCACCGCCGCCGGCUCAACCAAUGGCAGCGGCAUAAAGUCCAUCGGGCUGGUUAGCUCCACCCAGAAUGUGACUUCGUCGCAGGACAUCAGCAAGCGGACAAACAAACCACUCAUGGAGAAGCGACGGCGGGCGAGGAUCAACCAGAGCCUGGCCAUCCUGAAGGCCCUCAUCCUCGAGUCCACCAAGAGCCAGAACGCCAAGAACGGCGAGGGUCAGGCCAAGCACACCAAGCUGGAGAAGGCGGACAUUUUGGAGCUGACCGUUCGCCACUUCCAGAGGCACCGCAAUUUAGACGAUCCCACGGUUAACAAAUACCGAGCGGGCUACACGGACUGUGCCCGCGAGGUAGCUCGUUACCUGGCCACCCCGGAGCCACCGCCCCUGGGCACCAUGCCCACGCUGGCGGAGCCCGGCUCCAAGGCGCGACUGCUGCGGCACUUGGACCAGUGCAUCGCCGAGAUCGACGUGGAGAUCUGUCCCCACUCGACGGCCACCUUUGCGGAGAGUCCCAGCAGCAGCAGCUGCUUCGAACUGAACCACGCGAAGAAGAGCCAGCCGGAGGAGCACUCGCUGGACUAUAGCAGUCAGGACUCGAAUCCGCUGGACUACAGCAAGGGUCUGAAGUUGGUGGCCACGGAGCAGAGGACCCUGCCACCAACCACGCCAGUGCCGCAGGACGAGAACAACAAUCGUGGGAUGCUGCAGGCGCAGGCGCAGGCGCAAACACCGAUUCCCGUUCAGGUGCAAGGACAGCCACAAAGCCAGCCCUCGCCGCAGGAUGCAGUUGCUCCCAGCGAGCUGACCUACGAGGAGGAUCGCAACAAGGUGUGCGCCAAUGUGCUGGAGCAGUACAAGCAACAGCUGAAGGCGCAGGUGCAGCAGCAGCCCGACGGAACCAACGGAGUCCUCGUCCUGCCGCCCCACUACGUCCAACUGGCGGCCGCUCUGGGCCUGAGUGCCCAGCCCCUGGUGGAUCCGAUAGCCACUCGUACGGACUUCGAGCGGUUGAUCGAGCUGCAGAGGGUGGGGCAGCCCCAUUUGGCCGGCAAGCUGAGUCCCAGUUUUCCCGGUGGCCUGGAGGCCGCCCAUGUGGCUGCCGCUGCGGCUGCAGCCUAUGCCAACAGCAUGGCGGUGGCCGCUUCCGCCGGUGCCUCCGUCUCCGCCAUGGCCACUUCCGGUACGGUGACGCCGUCGGGUCACCAGGAGAGACCCGCCUCGGUGGCCGCCUCCGUUAGUUCGGGUAUCUCGGUGUCGGAACACAAGUCCAUGCCCGCCACACAGCAAUCAUCGCCUCGCUCCGAGAGUGGCAUCGGUUCCAAUGAGAACGAGGCUCCGGUGGCGAGUCCACGUCCCCAGACCAGCAAUGCCGCUAGGCAGGCUUUGAGGCAACGCCAGGAGGAGGAGUACCACUACAUGGCCCAGGCGGCGGCUGCAGCGGCGGCAGCAGCAGCAGCAGCAGCUGGACAGGAUGAGAGCAUGUGGCGGCCCUGGUGAACUGGUGGGUCGGUGGUUCAGAGAUCCUAUGUACCAAGUAUGUAGACUGUUGUGUGUGAAUCCAGCCGGAAACCGGCGGUUCACCGGCCCAACUGAUCGCCAAGUGGAGGAUGAUACCUAUUGUUAUUAGCGCUCGUCGUGUGUAGCUCCUGCUCCUUUCCAAAAUGCAUUUCCUACCUGUGCCAAUGCCCGAGAGACUCUCUACAAGAUGGGUUCCAGAGCCAAACAGAGCGACCCCUUCAUUUAUGUGUGCAUUUGUUUUUGCCCUUUGAACUCUGCGUUAAAUGUAUUUAAUUCAAUACUAAAGCUAAGAUAUUUACUAAAAAAUGCAAUGGUGUUUUGUACAUGAGGUUGGAUGCGGAAAAAAGUUAACGCCGACACAAAAAAUAGUAAGCCAUUUAAAAACUUUACUUUAGCUUUUGGAUAGUUUUAGUAAUUUUAUUAGCAUGCGAUGGGUUU
This is a messenger RNA of Drosophila elegans, 2335 nucleotides long. RefSeq lists its product as uncharacterized. Lineage: Eukaryota; Metazoa; Arthropoda; Insecta; Diptera; Drosophilidae. Gene Ontology annotation, biological process: regulation of neurogenesis; anterior/posterior pattern specification; regulation of transcription by RNA polymerase II. Gene Ontology annotation, molecular function: RNA polymerase II cis-regulatory region sequence-specific DNA binding; DNA-binding transcription factor activity, RNA polymerase II-specific; protein dimerization activity. The transcript has 3 exons. Gene Ontology annotation, cellular component: nucleus. The coding region runs from base 323 to 1876 and encodes 517 amino acids. The record is from RefSeq and is a predicted model, not a curated record.